Messenger RNA from Psilocybe cubensis, 1746 nucleotides. RefSeq names its product DnaJ-like protein subfamily C member 7. The transcript has 7 exons. Gene Ontology annotation, molecular function: protein binding. Bases 1 to 1746 code for a protein of 581 amino acids. The record is from RefSeq and is a predicted model, not a curated record. Lineage: Eukaryota; Fungi; Basidiomycota; Agaricomycetes; Agaricales; Agrocybaceae.
AUGGUGAACAAGAAAUCAAAGAAGCGGCAAGCUGCUGCUGCUGCUGCUACCGCUGAUUCAACAUCUACCCCCGCUGCCAAUAUGGCCACCCACAGCACUGAAUCGACGGCGUCAGGCUCGGGUUCGAGCUCACCACACCCCCCACCGACGCCUACGGAGCCUGUUGAGGCUGCUUCUUCCCCAGCCGUAGAGAGUGUACCAGAACCAGAGGACAUCGCAGUGCGCGCCGAAAAAGUGAAAGAGAAGGGCAACGUCGCUUUCAAAGCCGGAAAGUAUGCAGAGGCCACGGAACUCUACACGAAAGCCAUCGAGAUGAACCCGCUGGAGCCUGCGUACCUCACGAAUAGGGCCGCGUCGUACAUGGCGCUCAAGCGCUUCCGGCCGGCUCUCGAGGAUUGUCAGGUCGCUGUGUCGUUGCAGGCCGCCUCGCCACAGCCAAAAACUCUCUUGCGACUCGCGCGUUGCCAGCUUGCGCUUGGUUCCUCAACCCCCGCUCUGUCCACCAUCCGCUCGAUCCUUGCCCUCGAGCCGAAAAAUGCCCAGGCACUGCAGCUGAGGGACAAAGUGCAGGUGCUAGAGAACCACGUGAAGACGUUCGAAGCGGCUCGGGAGAAGAAGGAGUGGGCGCUCGCAAGGCUAGCACUGGACAAGUGCUUGCAGGCGAUCGAAGGCGAGGGCGGGGAUAUACCCUCUGAGUGGCGGUACUGGCGGGUCGAGCUUGAGCUGUCGCGCGGGAGCUGGGAGGCGGCGAAUAUUGCUGCAAACGAUGCACUGCGGCUAAAUCCCAACUCACCCGAUGCAUUAACAUUGCGUGGUCUCGUGCUGUUCCUGUGUGGCCGUCUUCCCCAGGCGCUCUCACACGUGACGUCUGCUCUGCGCCUUGAUCCAGGACACGAGCCAGCACAGAAGCUACGCAAGCGUGUAAAAGAUGUCGAGCGUCUAAAGGAGGAAGGAAACGUCGCGUUCAAGUCGGGUAAGUUGGCGGAGGCUCUGGAAAAGUAUGGCGAAUGUUUGGAGAGGAUCGGAGAAGCGGAAGAGGAAGGGAAGGGCGGACAGAUCCGUGCAACAUUACUUUCAAACCGCGCAACCACAUUACUAAAGCUGGAACGCCAUGAAGAAGCCUUACAUGAUACCGACGCCUCCCUACUCCUCUCCCCCAACUCUUACAAAGCGCUACGCACACGCGCGCGUAUCAACCUACAUCUCGAAAAAUUCGACGCUGCGAUCGCAGACUUCAACUCUGCUAUCCAGCAGGCGCAGACAGAGGGUUCGACGACGGACGCCGAGGUGCGCGGUCUGAAGGCCGAGCUCAAGAAGGCGGAAGCUGCGUUGAAGAGGAGCAAGACGAAGGACUACUACAAGAUUUUGGGUGUGAGUCGGGGAUGCAGUGAGGCAGAAAUUAAGAAGGCGUAUCGUAGGGAAAGUUUGAUUCAUCACCCUGACAAGGGUGGGGAUGAAGAGAAGUUCAAGCUAGUCGUCGAAGCUAAUGCUGUCCUAUCCGACCCCAAACGGCGCGAACGAUACGAUAUGGGCGAGGACGAAGACGGCCUGAACGACGGCUCCUCCGGCUUCCACGGUGGCGGCUUCGGUGGCAUGAGCCCAGAAGAUCUAGAGAGUAUAUUUGCGUCGUUCGGUGGCGGAGGCGGUGCAAGAUUUGGCGGAGGCGGCUUUGGCGGGAUGGGCGGAGGCUUUGGGGGCGGAGGCAGGAGAGGGCAUUCGCAUUCGCAUCAUGGAUUUGGGUUCUAA